AUGGAUCCCAUCCCUCCAACACUCUACGCGCGGCACGCUAUGGCCAAUGCCCUCGGGCUGGCCAACCGUGGCGACAAGUCCCUGAUCAUCGUCAUGGCGACCGCGACCUGGUCCAAUGCUGCAGACGACGAAGCCGUCAACAUGGCGAUGAAGAAGCUGAUUGCAACCACUGAGCACAAUGUGGGCCGGAUGGGCAAGCUGGACCCCUUCAUCUACAUCAACUAUGCGGCACGAUGGCAGAACCCCAUCGCCAGCUACGGGCCGGCCAGCGUGGACAAGCUGCUCGAGACGCAGCGCAAGUACGACCAGUCCCUCGACGUGUUUUUACUCGCAUGGUCCCUGGUGGAUUCAAGCUUGCCCACUCCGUGA
This is a messenger RNA of Metarhizium brunneum ARSEF 3297, 369 nucleotides long. Lineage: Eukaryota; Fungi; Ascomycota; Sordariomycetes; Hypocreales; Clavicipitaceae. The record is from RefSeq and is a predicted model, not a curated record.